AUAUUAAUAACAUUAUCCCAGUCCGUUAAAUCAUAUUUUGGGUCAAAUUAACAUAUUUUCACUCAAAUACUACAUCAUUGAUUUAUAUCUCCAUUUUCUUAUUGUGUAUACAAGAAUUGUUUCUCAAACUACUUCUUACUAAAAAAACCUUAAAUUGUAGGUGUUGUUAGGUCACAACUGAUUAUUUUGACAAUCGCGUUUGCUGGUAUGAUUCCGCUGCGAUUACACCAAGAUACCAAUCAUUAAAAUUCCUUAGAAAAGCAAAGGGAAAUGCCAAUAGAUUUCAAUCUAUAUUUACACUACUAGUAUAUUCACUUUUCACUCUGAUGUACCUCUAAAGUCUAUCUACUUCCAAGAUCUGUCAUGACAAUGUUCCUUCAUUUAUCAGUGGUACUGUGAUUCAUUUGCAUGAAGAACUACAAGAUGUAACAUUAAAUAUAUAUAUAUAUGACUUCUUGAAGUGACUGACGUUUAUUGCCAAAAUGAGCUUUUGCGGUUCAAGAUCUGGCUCCCUAAGUGUAAGGGAAGGUGUUCUGAAAAACAAAUGUUUUGUGGAUGUUAUGAAUAUCAUUCCUCAUGGAAUGCUGAUAAUUAUCAGUGCUGUUAUUCUAAUAGUAUGGAGAGAAUCUGUGAUGGGGCAGUUGAAAGCAAAAACAUGGGUACAUUUCAAGUGUCAUUCAAUCAGAUGGAUUGUAAGCAUGGUACUUGUAUUAAUCUAUGCUCUUGAUAUCGUUGAAGGAUUUGUUUCUGACUAUAUUGAUCCCGACAGUAUUAACUUUCAUGUAAUUAUUCCACCAAUUGUUGCAUUUAUAAGUACAAUGCUAUCAUUAGUGCUUUACCAUAAUAUUGAAAUGUGGAAUUCUCCAAGGUUUUUGUUAAUUCUAAUUGCAUACUGGACAAGUGCCUGUGGAUUAAAACUUCUAAAAGCAUUUUCUCUGUAUAAAACUGGUAUUCUAGUUAUUCAUUUAAGACUUUGGAUAUGUUGGUCUGCAGUUGCACUAUAUGGAGUUCUACUUCUGAUUGAGCUCUAUACACUGAUACAUCAUAGAUAUGCAUUUUUCAAAAAACCCAAGAAAAUACAUCCAUCACCUGGUCUUGAACGAACAAGAUAUUAUGCGAAUUAUGCCAGCUUCAUUUCAAGAAUCACUUUUGCCUGGGUGAGAGACAUCGUUAUUCAAGGAUUUAAGGCACCUCUCACAUGCGAACAGCUGGGAAAACUACCACAUGAUGAAAAGACGGUCACAAAUUACAAGAAGCUCUUGCAUGCAUUUGAAAUUGAAAAGUCAAAAGCUGAGGCCAAAAACAAGCUACCCUCUUUACACCGUGUUUACUUGCGUGCAUUUUGGCCAUAUCUUGCCCUUGGCGGCCUUUGUCGACUAUUUGGAGAUCUUCUGGCAUUUGUGGGCCCAUGGUGCAUAGAAAGUAUUGUCAACUAUGCUUAUGAAGCUUUGGAAAAGAACAGCACAAUUGUAGAUCCUCAACUUCUGUCUUUGGCAAAAACAUAUUUACCAAGCAAUGGAAGCAGUGUUAAUGUGACCCUUGAUGACACAGGGUCACCAGAACACAAGGAGGUGUAUGUGUCAGUGUAUGCGUUUGUAAGCAAUGGGUACAGUCUAUGUGCAGUGUUGUUCCUGGCCACCCUCCUCCAGCACACGCUCCUACAGAACCAUCAUUACUUUGUCAUCAGGCAGGGAAUCAGGCUGAAGGCAGCAGUACAGGCGAUGGUGUACACCAAGGCCCUGCGCUUGUCCAGUCUGGCAAUCACGGGUGGUCAAACCACCAUUGGUCAGAUCAUCAACCACAUGUCCAUGGACGCCAACUUCCUCAUGAUGCAGCUCUUUUUUAUUCAUUAUAUCUGGGCUACACCUCUACAGGUGGUGCUGUGUAUGGUAGUGAUGUACUUCAAGCUGGGUGUGAGCGCUGUGAUAGGGGCCCUUGUCAUCGUCCUGUCUGCCCCACUCCAAAUCAUUGUUGGCAGAGGCAUGUCCAUCAUGCAGAAAAAAUGCAUGCAACACUCUGACGCUCGUGUGAAGAAGUGCAACGAGAUGGUUCAGGGAAUCAAGGUAAUCAAGCUGCUUGCCUGGGAAUCGUACAUCGCCCGGGGUAUCACUGAGUCACGCAAGAAGGAGCUACGUGCUGUCAUGCUCAAUGCCAUCUUCAGAUCUCUCUUCUCUUUUAUUGGCACGGCAGCACCUGUAUUGGCAACAUUCUUGACAUUUGUGCUGUAUCCAAUCAUGGAAAACCAGCCAUUAACAGCGGGGAAGGCUUUAUCCACACUUGCCCUGUUCAACAUCAUGGCCAUCCCACUGGUCCUCUUCUCUCUGAUGACGUCCACAAUGAUAAUGGCACACGUGAGCGCACAACGUCUCGUCCCGUACUUCCUGCUGCCAGAAGUUGAGUCCAGCCAAGGAUUCACAGAUACCAUGAAGACAGAAGGCGACGAAAGCCUUCAUGGAGAGGAGGCCACCACUGAUGGUGUGCCAAUGCAGGUGUUGUCAUCUCGUGACCUGUAUGUGAGCACGUGUAGCCUGGCCUCCCACCAAUCCCACAUGACACCCCGACAUUCACGCCAGAACUCGAGCUCCUCCCUGCUAGACUUCACCACUGAUCACCAUGUCAACUCAGGGUUGCCACGACGACAUUCUGCGGUGGUAUUGUCAGUAAACAGUGACCACUACCAACCACGACGUCGACACAUGAGCGGGGUUUCGAUAGAAGAGCUAGGUAACGACUUAACGGAGAAUGCAGUGGAGGUGGAAAAUGGAUCGUUCACCUGGGACCUCAAAAAGCAGGAGCCCACCAUUAGCAACAUCAACCUCCAAAUACCUAAAGGGAAGCUGGUGAUGAUUGUUGGGACAGUAGGAAGUGGGAAGACAUCCCUGAUCUCGGCCCUCCUGGGAGAGAUGGUCACAUGCACAGGACGGGUUACAUGGCCUAGGAGCCCGUCUGUUGCCCUUGUGUCCCAGAAGCCCUGGCUGCUCAAUAAAACCCUCCGAGACAACAUCCUGUUUGGAGCUGCGUAUUCAUGGAGAAGGUACCAGAAGGUUCUGGAAUGUUGUGCACUACAGCCGGACAUAGACCAGCUGCCUGCUGGCGACCAAACGGAAAUAGGGGAAAAGGGAGUAAAUAUGAGCGGAGGUCAGAAGCAGAGAGUGUGUAUCGCCAGAGCGCUGUAUUCUUCGGCAGAUACCUUCAUCAUGGAUGACCCAUUGUCCGCACUGGACGCUCAAGUGGGUCGGCACGUUUUUGACGAGGUGAUUCUUAAGAAACUGCUGCGACGAAAGAAGACUAUCAUCUUUGUCACCCACCAACUACAAUACCUCAACUACGCUCACUCGGUUGUGGUGAUGGUCGAUGGUGAGGUUGAGUGCCAGGGGAAGCUAACAGAGCUGAAGCGUACACACCCAGACCUCUACGACUCUUGGAGAAAGGCACUCAAGGUCGCCAAGGCUGAGGAGAGCAAAAGCCACAAAACAGAGGAAGAGACUAUAGAUGCUCUUCCUGAGCGAGGCAACGAGCACCAGCUUGGUCGACAGAUGAGUAACCUGACUGAGGCGAGCGGAUCGUCAGAUGGGGAGAAGACACCCACAGAGACCAAUGGCAAGAUGUCAGUCUUCAGCAUGCCAGCAAGCCCAGAGAAGAAGGAGCCUAAAGAUACACAGACACAAGAGGAGUUUGAAAAAGGUCUGGGUAGUGGGAGUGACAUGGAAGCAGCGGGAAAGCUGGUGAAGCGCGAACAUCGGGAGACUGGCUCUGUGAGCUGGCGGGUGUACAUGAGUCACCUGGCAGCAUGCGGCCCCAUCUUCAUCACCAUCUCCGUCCUCCUCAUGGUCACCUACCAGGGCCUCCUGGUCAGCACAAACAUGUGGAUUUCACAUUGGGCCUCAAAGUCCACCAUCUGGGCAAACACCCUGCCAUCAAAUUCAACUGAGGUGUUUGACAACAGUCGUUACAUCCCUGUGUAUGUGGCAUUGUCGCUGAGUGCGGUGCUGGCAACACUAUUUGGGGGCUUCCUCUUUCAGUUCACGGGGGUGAACGGUGCCAAAAACCUACACAUAGACCUCCUCAACACUGUCAUGAAAGUGCCCAUGAGAUUCUUUGACACAAACCCAAGUGGUCGUAUAAUCAACAGAUUUUCUUCAGACAUUGGUCAGAUUGAUCAGAAAAUUCCUGGUACAUGGGAUGCCUUCCUGCGUGUUGCCUUGGCCACCAUAGCUGCUGUGAUUGUAAACUGUAUCUCAACACCUUUCUUCAUGAUCGCAGCUGUAGCUGUAGCCAUCCUUUACUUCAUUCUACAGAGAAUCUACAUCUCCACGGCAAGAGAGUUACAGCGACUUGACAGUGUAACCAAGUCUCCAGUGUUCACCCAUUUCUCAGAAACUCUUAAUGGUCUUCAGACAAUCAGAGCCUACAAGGCACAGAGCCGAUUCCGGCAGAUAGCCAUCACAUCUAUAGACAACAAUAUCGUGCCAUUUCUCUUCAACCAGACAGCUAACAGAUGGCUGGGAGUCAGACUGGACUAUUUUGGUGCAGUUUUAGUUCUAGUAUCGUCUGUGACCAGUCUUUCAUCCGGCCUUGCUGGAAAAACAGAUCCGGCAUUUGUCGGCCUAUCCAUUGCUUAUGCUCUUAUGGUGUCAAACUACUUGAACUGGAUUGUUCGUAACAGCACAGAGUUGGAGAUGAUGAUGAAUUCGGUGGAGAGAGUUAAUGAAUACAAACACCUGGACACUGAGACCACACCUGCAGAAGAGGUGAGCAAGCAGGCUGGGUGGCCAAUGCGGGGGGAGAUAGAGUUCCGCAAUGUGAGCCUCAUGUAUGAUAUCUCCCAAGAUCCGGUUGUCAGCAACCUCACAUUCGCCAUCAGUGAUGGGGAAAAGAUUGGUAUAUGUGGGCGGACAGGCAGUGGCAAGUCAUCUCUCACCCUGAGCUUGUUCCGAAUGAUCGAAAUCUCCGGGGGCGAAAUUCUCAUUGAUGGGCGGAACAUUGCCCACAUUGCCCUGCCCGAACUCCGCUCCAAGCUGGCCAUCAUACCUCAGGAUCCCAUACUCUUCACAGGCACAAUCAGGUACAACCUGGACCCUGGUGGGGAGUUGGAAGAUGGCAAUUUGUGGACGGCCCUAGAGUCUGUGCAGCUCAAAGACACAAUAGAGGCUCUCCCCGAUAAACUAGAUUCUAGAGUAUCAGAAGGUGGUGAGAACUUCAGCAUUGGCCAGAAGCAGCUGUUCUGUCUGGCACGAGCCUUCCUGCGGGAGAACCGUAUCCUCGUGUUGGAUGAGGCGACAGCCAGUAUUGACCUUGAGACCGACAACAAGUUACAGACGGUCAUUGGCACUGUGUUUAAGAAUAGGACCGUGAUCACUAUUGCUCAUAGAAUAUCCACCAUCAUGAAGUAUGAUCGUGUAAUGACGAUGGACCAUGGUCGUAUGGUGGAGUUUGAUUCUCCGACAACACUGAUGGCUAACGAGGAUAGCUACUUCGCCCGUCUUGUCAGACACUCCUAUCGCUGAGUAUCACAUGGAAUGAGGGAAGUGCCAGUUUGAAACAGUAAUUGUUAACGACUGUGUGUCAUCUUCAUCAUUUGACAUUGGUUUAUUUUGUUCAAGAAUGUGUAAUUGUUCACAAUAUAUUAUGAUAUGCAUGAACUUACAUCAAGGAUAACUUGAUUGGUAAUUGUUGUCUUUUUUAAGCACAUUGUAUUUUUUAUACAGACUUUUACAGUUGUGCCAUGUGUUAUACUUUUUAUGUAAAAUUAUCUUAGUUCCCAAGACACACAUUUUUUAGCUUGAUACAAUUGUCAUUUUUACAACUGAACAAAAAGUUGAUUAGACAUUGGUCGUAUGAUGCUGUAUACCUUAAUAUAUUGGUAUUUAACUUUCAAUGAACUUGGCCUAAUGGUACACUAGUUUUUCCAGGUAGGAUUUUUAUAAUGCAUUCUUUUUUACACAGCGUAACUUAUGAUGAUAAGGAAGAAGUUUUUAUUUGCAUUCAUCUAUGGCCAGGUGCCAGUUUCGUUGGUGCUUCAGCUCUGAAGUCAUCCUGGUAUGGACUAUUGUUGAUGUAUAUGUUAUAUUACAAUUAUGUUUAACACUGUAUAGGUAUAUCUUUCAUUUGUUAAAUUGUCAGGACAUUUACUUUUACUUUAUGUUGUACAUAAUAUGUACUAAAGUCUAGUCUGAUGUAUUUAUUGGUUUAUACAGUUUCAGAUUGACAAGACCAACUUGAUCAUCCUUAACUUCAGAGCUUUUUUAUUUAUUUUUGUGAAUAACACUUAAACCGUGCCAAUAUUGUCAUGGUACCCUUAUCCAUCUAUAACAUUUUGAUUUGUAUGCAUGAGCGAGGGAUCAAUAUGUGAAGGUCUUUUUUAUUAGUUUGGUCUCAGUAUGUUGUUUGCGUUGGAGGUGGGAAAGCUCUCCUCUUCAUUAGAAUCCUUUUGAAGAACACAGACAUUCUGUUAAAUUACGGGUAAAAGUUCAAUGUAUAUACUUAGUUCCUUAGCCCUAUAUUUUUUAUUCCUGAUCAAGAAUUAAGCAUUUGCCAUUUUAAGGAAAAUUUAACAAAAAUUGAUUUGUAGGCCUGGUGCAUUUGGGUAUAUCUAGGUACGCCCUUGUAUGUGCACAUAUGCCUAGAUAUACCCCUGUAUGUGCGCAUAUACCUAGGUACACCCUGUAUGAGCACAAAUACCUAGGUUUGCCCCUGUACGUGCACAUAUACCUAAUCUCUAUAACAGUCUUUAGUCAAUUCUUAGAAAAGUGUGCAUUCAGAAUUGUCCACUUGAGAAAUAGCACAGAAUUAAGGAACUGAAUUGGUGGAAACUUGAACGAUAUUCGAAACUACAAGAGCUUAUCUGACAAUUCCUUAAGUUGGUACCAUUUAGUUAUCUUAAUACUUCCGCCAACAUACUUUAUAGAAUGGAAUACAAUUACAUCUUGAUUGUAAGAAUAUACUAAAUGUAUUGAUGGUGAGUAAGAUUCAUUCAAGUCAUACCAAUUCUGUUAGAUGCUGUCAAUAGAUAUUCAAUAAGAUGUUAUUUAUUGUUAAAUCUGAGAGGGUGGUUUUUGUCAGUGUGUUGAGCCUUCCGCUGAUCAAAUAAGUCCGCCAUUCCUCCUGUCUUUUGUUGUUAAUAUUUCUAAAUUGGUUAUUACAUAAUACAGUUAAUCUGCGAUACCUGUCAUUGUUUAUACAUGUAUGAAUACCAUUCUUGUGUGUUGUAAAAUAUGGUGCUGAUGGUGUUGUCAAUCAUAAAGUAUACAUGUAGUCAUUAUGUUGAGCCUGGGACUUGAACAAUUUUAUUUGUUUUAUUAAGUAUUCAUGGAUACCACUUGUGUUAAAUUGAACAAUAAAUGUCUGCCAUGCAUAAUCCAUGGGUUAUUUGAAUGGAUCAAGCUAGUGAACAACAAUGUUUUACAAGAAUUUGUAGGAAGAAAUUACAAGAGUUGGUAAAAACUGUGUUAACUAUGUUUUGUUAAAGUUUGGAGUGUUUUGUUGGCCAAGUAUCAAACAUUUCACAGUCAUGGCCAUGUACGAUGUAUUUUGAGAAAUUUCUAGUCAGCCUUAUUAAGAUGCACCACAAGAAGUCUGUAGGAUUCAUAUUUUAUAUUACUAGUAGUAUGUAGCAUUCAGGUUGUUUAUAUUUUUACCAUGCCCUUAAAUGAUGAGGGAUUUUUUUUAUACUUUAGGGGAUUUUCGAUUGGUUGUAACCUAUUCAGUUUAUUUAUAUUAUCUAGGAUUCUCUUUUCAUCUUUAAGUUUUUGAGAUCUGUGUAGUUUUUCAAAGUACAAUAUUUGUUGUAUUUUAUCUAAAAAAAUCUCUUGUUCAUGUAUUUUUCUGGCUUCACCUUGAAAAGUUUACAAAAGUAUCCUGUGUACAAUUUUGUGAAUUUCCGAUGCCUGGUUACCUGUAUUAUUUUGGUAGCAUUUAUAAAGGGUAUUAAAGCUGUGGAAAGAAAGCAUAUGUUAAAAUAAAAUAUACACUGAAAUAUAAACCAUAUCCUUGGUUAAAAUUACAUCGAAAAAUAUAGUGCAAACAUUUUUUUUUGAAAAAUUGCAUAAUAGGUCAUUUCACGGCCAAUUGCAGCUUGAAGAAUAUGAAAAUGACAUAAAUUUAUUUUUAUAAAAAAAUAAUCAGUCGCUAAUUUUACAAGCUAGCCCUUCCAAAUGAUAGUACAACUGCAAGCGGUUACCAGGCUUCCAAAUUGAAUUUCAUUUGCCAAACUCUUGCAUGAACUGACAGGCUUAUUUGCAGAUCUAAUACCUAAACACUUGCCAUAAACUGGUGUGCAUCUCGUAGAAUGUAAUCAUGUUUGUAUAACAUAACAUGCAUACUGUUUUUGUUCUCAUAAUGCCUAUAUUGCUUUAUAUCAAAAUUUAGCAAAAUAAAUUUACAACAAUUCAAAAU
This is a messenger RNA of Mya arenaria, 8394 nucleotides long. Its product is annotated as ATP-binding cassette sub-family C member 9-like. Gene Ontology annotation, cellular component: membrane. NCBI's taxonomy places the organism in Eukaryota, Metazoa, Mollusca, Bivalvia, Myida, Myidae. Gene Ontology annotation, biological process: transmembrane transport; potassium ion transport. The transcript has 34 exons. Bases 483 to 5507 code for a protein of 1674 amino acids. Gene Ontology annotation, molecular function: sulfonylurea receptor activity; ATP hydrolysis activity; ATP binding. The record is from RefSeq and is a predicted model, not a curated record.